Rubroshorea leprosula is the source of this 1632-nucleotide messenger RNA. The record is from the annotation of a GenBank genome assembly. NCBI's taxonomy places the organism in Eukaryota, Viridiplantae, Streptophyta, Magnoliopsida, Malvales, Dipterocarpaceae.
UCACUGUUACUCCCAUUUGCAGAACAACCCUUUUCCUCAAGAUCUUCUGCAGAGAUACUGUGAGGAAAAAGGGUAUACGGUAACUGGAAGAUCUUUAUCUUGACCCAAACAGAGAAAGAGAAGUUUCAGCCUUCUUUUCUUUGACCCCUAGUGGACAAAGGUACACAUUGCUCCACAAAGUUGGAGAGAGAAAGUUGAGAGGGAGAGAAACUGGUGCUUCUUUUGAAUUUUGAGAAGAGAUGGGUAAGGCUACAAGGUGGCUAAAAGGGUUGUUGGGUAUGAAAAAAGAGAAAGAGCAAAGAGAGAAUCCAAAAUCAAUUUACAACGACAAGAAAGAGAAGAAAAGAUGGAGUUUUGCUAAGUCCGGGAAGGAUGCCAAUGUCCUUUCUCAGAUUCCAGUGAACAUUCCAGUGACUGAUGCAGCUUGGUUCAGAUCCUACUUUGCUCAGAGUGAGAAGGAACAGAACAAGCAUGCAAUUGCGGUGGCUGCUGCCACCGCAGCUGCAGCUGAUGCCGCUAUGGCAGCAGCGCAGGCAGCCGCAGCAGUGGUGAGGCUGACCAGCAAUGGAAGAGGGACAUUCUUCAGUGGAGGCCCCGAAAGAUGGGGGGCCACGAAAAUUCAAGCUGUUUUUAGAGGCUACUUGGCCAGAAAAGCACUUAGAGCUUUAAAAGGACUUGUUCGGCUACAAGCUCUUGUUAGAGGUUAUCUUGUACGAAAACGGGCAGCUGCAACUCUUCAUAGCAUGCAGGCUCUUAUAAGAGCACAAACAGCCGCCCGAUCUCAGAGGAUUCACCGGCCUUUCAAGGAGAACCGGUAUCAACCUGAAUUCCGCACCCGCAAAUCCGUUGAGAGAUUUGAUGAUACGAGAAGUGAAAUUCAGAGUAAGAGGUAUUCUGCAUCAGUUGAAUAUGAUGACAGCCCAAAAAUAGUCGAAAUUGACACAUACAAGCCUAGAUCAAGGUCUCGACGGAUGAACAAUGUUGCCUUAUCCGAAUUGGGUGAUGACUUUCCUUACCAAACAAUCUCAUCUCCUCUUCCAUGUCCAGUUCCGGGAAGAAUAUCAGUUCCAAGUUGCCAAAACCUUAAUGAUUACGAGUGGUGCUUCACGGGUGAGGAAUGUAGGUUUUCAAGUACCGCUCAAAACACCCCACGUUUUGCGAAUUCUGGCAGGUAUAAUGCUCCUACUACCCCAUCCAAGAGUGUCUGCGGAGACUGCCACUUGAGGUCCUACUCUAAUUUCCCAAACUACAUGGCAAACACACAGUCCUUUAAUGCCAAAUUGAGAUCUUACAGCGCACCAAAGCAGAGACCAGAGCCAGGGGCUAAGAAGAGGCUCUCACUCAAUGAAAUAAUGGCAUCGCGAAACAGUCUAAGUGGAGUAAGGAUGCAGCGGUUGUGUUCUCAGCUUCAAGAAGUUCUGAAUUUUUGAGUACUUGUUUCUGUGAUGCCCUCUGUAUUUUAGUAGGAAACUGCAAGUUGACUGUAGGAGAUGAUCGAAGAAACAGAGUAUCUACAAGUUUUCUUUCCCACUAUUUUAGUGUUAACAAGCUACAGGGUAGAACGAGCUUUGUGUAAAUUCUUCGUUGUCAUUUUACCAUGCUUUUCCAAUUAAAUGAAGCCUUUUUAAAUUU